Hyposmocoma kahamanoa is the source of this 1785-nucleotide messenger RNA. RefSeq lists its product as uncharacterized. The transcript is spliced from 6 exons. The coding region runs from base 70 to 828 and encodes 252 amino acids. NCBI's taxonomy places the organism in Eukaryota, Metazoa, Arthropoda, Insecta, Lepidoptera, Cosmopterigidae. The record is from RefSeq and is a predicted model, not a curated record.
GCCGCGCCGCCCACGCCUCUGUCAGCAUCCCUCGCCGCCUCGCUGCACCCACUGCGAGCCCUUGAUCUCAUGCCGCCCCCUUUACUCAGGUCAAAUCCUCUCUAUACGGAAGAAGAAGAGCAAGAGGUAGUGAUAAUAGUGGACUCCCUGGAGGACUCCGUGGAGGGUGAGGUCACUGAACCUCCACGCGUGCCCAGACGGGCGCCAUCAACUUCUUCAGGCUAUGGCAGCGCCGGCGGUAGUCACGGCCGCGUAUCUCCGCACUUACCAAAGAACGAUAGCUUCGAAACCAAGCCGCGGCGCCUCUCCGAUUCCGACAAACAAGAAGGAUCUCAGACCACUUCCGACUCAGAUCAGAGUCCAGACUGCACCCUGUCCCGUAGCCUUAAAGAAGAUAUUAGGGCUUGUUUAGGGAAUUACCAAUGGGAAAAAGACGUAGGCAUAGUUGUAGAAGCUGCAGUGCGAGGCGCGGGCGGCGUGACGGCUGCGCGUGCGCGUCUUCACGCUGCAUUGCUGGCACUACACGACCCACCCGCUAUACAUCGUAUGCCCGCUUUGCCUUACUGUGGUCCUGGUGUACGACCGGGCGAUGUCACUAUGAUGCCGAAGACAUCGGAAAUGUCUUUACUGGCAGCCAGUGCUCUGUUCACACUAGAUAGCGCGCGAGGUGAAGCACUUUCUAGGAGAUUGGCAAGAAACGAGAGACGAAGACGCAGCUGUAGAGUGGUGCUGGUGGUCACAGCACUGCUGCUACUGCUGGCAGCUGUCGGUGCCGUCGAACUGCUCAUGUCCCGAGGACAGAGAAUGUUUGGCGCUAUACUGCGUUGAUACGCAGUGCGUGUUACCAUUUGUACCUGCAACAUCGACAGCAAGUAAAUACGAUAUGGAUUCCACUAUCGACUUAUUAGUUCAAUAAUAUCUUCAUAUAAUAAGUGCCUUGUGUGUUUUUUCUUUUCUUACUUUAAUUAUAAGCCUUACAGUAACCAUUUAUCUACUUGUGCGUAGUGUGUUGAGAUGAAACAAGAACUUCGCCUGCACACUACGGCAAAUAAACGUAACUUAUUGACAAUAGCUCAUUUUUCCUACGUGCCUUUCAUAAAAUUUGUUAUUGUACCCAAGUUUUGUCAUCAUAGUUAUAUUAUUUUUUAAUGAAUUGUAAUUAUUGAGACAAAAGUGAAAUUGAGUUUGGGAAGGCGCGUCCAGAAAGUUGACGUCGGUAUGAGGUACUUCCGGAAUACAAUCGUUUUGUUUUUUAGCCGUUUUGACACAUGACAUUUGCUACCUCAUUAUUCCAACUUGUUAUUAAAUGUUAUUAUUGUAAUAAAAAUCUGCCUGGUUUACCAUAAACAGUGUUUUCUAAUUAUCCGAACCAAAUAUGUGUAAUAAAUGAAAGCACACAAGUUCAAAUAACUUUAUUAUCGGUUUUUUCCGUCACUAGUCGUGACGUCAACUGACUACAGGCGCUUAAACUUUUUUAACCUGCGUAAAUUCUUUUUUCUUUUCUUAAAUUAAUUGAACAUAAAUUAGGAAAAUGUCGUUACAAAAAAUGGGUUGUGCGUUUGAUGUAGAUUCUGUUUCAAUCAUAAAAAGUAUAUGUGAUAAAAUUUGCUAUUGCCAAUUAUGUAUUGCUAACUAAUAUGAUUAAUCAAGUUGACUGUCAUUAAAUUCGAGUGAUUGAAACGACACGAGACAUGGGCGUUUUUACCUUUUUACAUAAAAGUAAAAAAGUUUGCUUAGUACCUAAGCUGUAUUUGAAUACAACUAGGGAAUUCGAAGAUGGAUAUC